Messenger RNA from Oncorhynchus masou masou (cherry salmon), 3362 nucleotides. Its product is annotated as mitochondrial ubiquitin ligase activator of nfkb 1-A-like. The transcript has 7 exons. Gene Ontology annotation, biological process: organelle organization; protein ubiquitination. The record is from RefSeq and is a predicted model, not a curated record. Lineage: Eukaryota; Metazoa; Chordata; Actinopteri; Salmoniformes; Salmonidae. Gene Ontology annotation, molecular function: ubiquitin-protein transferase activity. The coding region runs from base 609 to 1679 and encodes 356 amino acids.
CGAAGAUGCGUAGUUUCCAGGAAGGAGAACAUGUCAUGUGAUCAAAACAAAAAGACCAUUCUUCCGGCGAAGACAACUAGUGAUUUUGAAAGGUGUUUGGCGCGUGUUAGAUGGCUAAUCAGCAGCGGUGGUUGCCACUGUUUUCCAUCUGUCUUCUGCAGUAACAUAGAGAGAUGGCUGUAUGGGAACACUGACCCUUCUGUUAUAUACAGGUGUUUGGCGUGUGUUAGAUGGCUAAUCAGCAGCGGUGGUUGCCACUGUUUUCUGUCUGUCUUCUGCGGUAACAUAGAGAGAUGGCUGUAUGGGAACACUGACCCUUCUGUUAUAUACAGGUGUUUGGUGCGUGUUAGAUGGCUAAUCAGCAGCGGUGGUUGCCACUGUUUUCCAUCUGUCUUCUGCAGUAACAUAGAGAGAUGGCUGUAUGGGAACACUGACCCUUCUGUUAUAUACAGGUGUUUGGCGCGUGUUAGAUGGCUAAUCAGCAGCGGUGGUUGCCACUGUUUUCCAUCUGUCUUCUGCAGUAACAUAGAGAGAUGGCUGUAUGGGAACACUGACCCUAUAAAGGCCUGUUAGCAGGGGCAGAGACGGUGUGGAGCGUGUUGGGGGGAAUGGAGGAGUUUCCAGUGAGGACGGUGGAAGGGCUGUGUCUAGGCACCAGCUUGGCUGUAUCUGCUUUCUUCUACUACGUCUACAGGAAAAAGAGGAAAACGGUGGACAAGCUCAAUGAUGCACCACAGUUGACUCUGGAUGGGAAACUGGCAGACCUUUUGAACGUGACACCGGGAAAGUGUCUGCAGUAUGUUGUCAUUGAAGGGGCAGUGCAGCCUCUGGGGGAGCCUUUGAGGAGUCAGUUCCAGGAAGGCACUGUGGGGGUGGUGCAGAAACUCAUGCUGAGGGAACACAAGCUGGUGUGGAAUAGCCUGUCUCGCACCUGGACGGACAGUGAGCGUGUGCUGCACCAGAGGAUGAACGCGGUGCCCUUCAGCCUGGUCGGGCCGAACCAGGCCAACGUGAGGGUGCUGUGUCCCCUGGAGGCCUCGGGUCUAGAGAUGGAGAUCAUCCAUGAGAAGUUCCACCAGGCCUCCUAUGGUUUUACCGACAUCAUCGGGCAGUACCUCAGUGGAGAGAAGCCCAAAGGCCAGCUGGAGACUGAGGAGAUGCUCAAGGUUGGCGCUACUCUGACAGGUGUAGGCGAGCUCAUCCUGGACACGGACCGGGUGCUGAAGCUCCGUCCGCCCACUGAUGGCUCGGAGUACUUCCUCACCACGGCAGACUUUGAGUCCCUGCGGCUGGAGCAGGAGGGCCAAGCGGUGGUCUGGCAGGUCCUGGCCUCGGUGUUCGCCCUGGCCGGGUCCACCAUCCUCUUCUGGUUGGGCCACCGCUACUACCGCAGCCUGAGGGUCCGCUGGGACCAAGAACGGCUGAGGAGGGAGUUUGAGAGGUUGGGUGCUGGUGGGACGGGGGAAGGGUCUACGGCUGGGGAUACACAAGAGGGGUCUGGGGAGCAGGCACCCUUGGAAAACGCCUGUGUGAUCUGCCUGACCCAGCCGCGUAGCUGUGUGCUGCUGGAGUGUGGGCACGUGUGCUGCUGCUACAGCUGCUACCAGGCCUUGCCCCAGCCCACCUGCCCCAUAUGCCGGCAGGCCAUCAAGAGGGUGGUGCCCCUCUACCAGGCCUGAUGCCCAGCCUGGGAGUAGAACAGAUGUGUGUUCUCAUGGUUGGUCUAUGUAUGUAUCCCCUGGGGUGUUGUUACCUGUACUCCUAGAAAGACAAGGUCAAGGUGAUAGAAUGGAGACAUUUUAUAAUUGACAUUUUGGCUGACUCUCCACAUAGAGGCAGAAGGAACGAACUCUGCUGUGAUGAUAACAGUCACCCUGAAAAUACAACUUUGGAGAGCCAAGGAGAGGCCUAAGCUAGCAAGACAGAGCAGGACAUGCAGACACUAGUCCUUAAACCCCUCACAAUGUCAGAGAGAGACCAACUCUUGAUAGACCAGGCAAACCAUCACUGUACUUAUUACACUGUAAUAAUCACCUGAAUGCUUGUUGGCAUUCUCAACACAAAUAGGCUAGGUGCCGCUACUGUAUUAACAAAAUGUGAAACUUUGAGAUUUGACACACUUAAAUACAUAUGUAUUAUAAAGCUAACAGCUGUUGAGUUUGGUUUUGAAUAGUACAUACUUGUUUAUAUACUGAACAAAAAUAUAAAUACACUGAUUUUUACUGAGUCACAGUUCAUAUGGAAAUCAGUCAAUUGAAGUGAAUUUAUUAGGCCCUAAUCUAUGGAUUUCACAUGACUGAGCAGGGGUGCAGCCAUGGGUGGGCCUGGACAUAUGCACUUGGUUGCCAGCCCUUCAGAAUUACCCCCCCCCCCCCCCCACACACACACACACACACACACACACACACACACACACACAAUGGCUUUAUUACAGACAUAUUCCUCAGCACACCCCCAGACGAUCCCCCAAGUGAAGAAGCUGGGUUUGGAGCUCCUGGGCACGUGGUCUGUAGUUGAGGCCGGUUGGAAAUGCUCUCAAAUUCUCAAAAAGUACGUUGGAGGUGGCUUAUGGUAGAAAGAUGAACAUUCAAUUCUCGGGUAACACCUCUGGUGGGCAUUCCUGAAGUCAGAAUGCCAAUUGCACGCCCUACCUCAACUUGAAACAUCUGUUGUGUGACAACUGCAUAUUUUAGUGGCCUUUUUAUUGUGCCCGGCACAAGGUGCAUCUGUGUAAUCAUCAUGCUGCUUCUCUUAACAGGGAUGUAAAGCAAAUUUGUGCAUUUGAGAGAGAAAUAAGCUUUUUGUGCAUAUGGAACAUUUCUCUGAGCUUUUAUUUCAGCUCAUGCAACAUGGGAGAAACACUUAACAUGUUAAGUUUAUAUUUUUGUUCAGUAUAGAUACUGGGAAUGCAGUUCUCUCAUAAUUAAAGUGUGCAUAUGGAUAGAGAGGUGUUUACGUUUGUAGUACUAUCGCUUGCUUUGUGCCUUAUUUUCACUCCUGGUGUAAGGAGGGGGGUUGGUCGUUCCACCAAUUUGAUUUUUGUUGUAAAGAUACCUUUCAAAGUGCUUUGACAGGGUGAAAGCUUGUUUCCAACAGGGAGUGGGGCAAUUGAAUGUGAGCUUGAACAUUUCUGAAAUUGUUAACAUUUCUAGCCUAUCUAUGGGUAACAGGGUUGGUGUUUUAUGCUCGACCCACUCUGUUUUCCAGCACAAAAUACCAGAAAAGGUGCAAAGAAAACAAAGAGUAGUACCAGCUCACCUGGUAUUUACACUAUGAAAUUACUACUAAAUGUUCCAUAUUGAAAGAUGUAUUGAAUUCUCCAUUUGGUCUAAAAUAUUAAAAGGGCAAUUAAUUUAUCAUAA